Malus domestica (apple) is the source of this 827-nucleotide messenger RNA. RefSeq names its product protein SMALL AUXIN UP-REGULATED RNA 51. Lineage: Eukaryota; Viridiplantae; Streptophyta; Magnoliopsida; Rosales; Rosaceae. The record is from RefSeq and is a predicted model, not a curated record. Gene Ontology annotation, biological process: response to auxin.
ACAUGACUCUGUUUCUCUCUCUAGCCCCUAAUCUCUCUGUGUCUCACCAUAAAUACCCCUGCACUUGCCCUCACCGCUUACACACAAUUCCUUAACCCUCCUCCCCCUUUCACUCAGGACUCCCCACAAACCCCCCCCCCCUCAAUUCUCCCUCUGAAGCAUUUCAUCAAACACAUAGCGAACAACUGCAAAAUGGCCAUCAGAAAAUCAAACCGGCUUCCGCAAACAGCCGUUCUGAAGCAGAUUCUCAAGAGGUGCUCCAGCUUGGGAAAAAAGCAGCAACACUACGACGAACAGGGCCUCCCUCUCGAUGUCCCAAAAGGUCAUUUCGUCGUCUAUGUCGGAGAAAACAGAAGCAGAUACAUCGUACCGAUCUCCUUCCUGACCCGGCCCGAGUUCCAGAGCCUGCUCCAUCAAGCAGAGGAAGAAUUCGGCUUCGAUCACGACAUGGGUCUCACGAUUCCUUGCGAAGAAGUCGUUUUUCAGACAUUAACUUCCAUGCUGCGGUGAAAAAGUCUGGAUUUUUGGGAGAAAAUGGCUGAAAAAUAAGCAAGACGAAGCUGCUGAACUGCUUCUCUGUUUUUUCAAGUUUUCUCCUUUAUUUUUUUUUCUCCUUUUUUUUGGGUUGUUUUUUUUUUACAAAUUUGACUCUGACCCAAGAUUAAAUCCGAGAAAUUAAACCCAUGGAGAUACUGUCAUCUGGGUUUGAAAUUGUAAAUCUGAUAAAGUGUGAGACUUUACUCACGGUGGCGGUGCGGUGGUUGUACACCCAAAUCAAAUAUUUUAAUAUUAAUAUUAAAUUUGAGGUUGUCACCUUUUUUCUUGUU